CUCUAAUUGUUGUUGGUGGUAAAGGCAGGCCUGCAACUAUUGAGAGGCUAAGUCUUGCUACCAACAACAUUGAUAAAUCAUACUGCGAGAUCUUACCUAAGCAGAACGAACUACACAGCUGUGGAGCAGUAGUCAUAGGCAGUGAGGUAUUUGUUGUUGGCGGCUGCUCGGAAUCAUAUCCAUUCGGGUCACCUUUUGUGCUUACAUAUAAUCCCGACAAUUCAAAGGUUGAUAUCAAAUCGACUUUGAUUGAGGGUCGUAGCUCCUGCGGUGUAGAAGUCAUGUGUCAAAUAUUGUUUGCUGUUGGUGGCCAACAGGGUCAGAAAUAUUUGAAAAGUGUGGAGAUAUGUCGUCCAGAAAUGGAGUAUGGGCAUUGGGAAAAUGGGCCAGCUUUGAAGACUGCAAAAGCCGGACUAGCAGUUGUUAGUGUCAAUAAUGACAAGGAGCACUUUUACUGCAUUGGAGGCUACGAUGGGGAGAGCACUCUUGCUAGAGUGUAUGUCCUCCAAAACGGGGAGUGGAAGAAAGUGACUGAUAUGAAGGAUCCAAGAAGAGACUUUGCUGCUGUUGCUGUUGGAAACUGCAUCUAUGCGAUCGGUGGAUGUGAUGAUGCAGGGGCUAUAGAUUGUGUAGAGAGAUACGAUGUCAGGCAAAAGGAUUGGAAGAAGCUGUCUAGCUUGCCUACUCGACGCUAUGGUCACUCAGCAGUUGUUAUCAAUGAAAAGAUAUGUGUAGUGGGAGGCUACAACUCUUCAAAUUUGUGUGCUGUUUAUGAUCUACGAACAGGUCGUUGGGACGAACCUCUUUGCUGUAGAAUCGCAGGCAAGACUGAGCUUUUGGCUUACAGUUUGGGUGUGCAGUCUGCAUUUGCUGGUGUGGCAGCCUUUUUGUAGUUGAUGCCAAAUAGUAAGAAAAUUUAUUAAUUAAAUUAAUUUAAUAAUUUUUUGACGUCAGUAUCUCAAGGUUUUUUUGUAAAUUUACUUCAAUAAAAAUUGAAGAUUUC
Corticium candelabrum is the source of this 1003-nucleotide messenger RNA. Its product is annotated as kelch-like protein 8. Bases 282 to 893 code for a protein of 203 amino acids. Gene Ontology annotation, molecular function: protein binding. Lineage: Eukaryota; Metazoa; Porifera; Homoscleromorpha; Homosclerophorida; Plakinidae. The record is from RefSeq and is a predicted model, not a curated record. The transcript has 4 exons.